Messenger RNA from Funneliformis geosporum, 330 nucleotides. NCBI's taxonomy places the organism in Eukaryota, Fungi, Glomeromycota, Glomeromycetes, Glomerales, Glomeraceae. The record is from the annotation of a GenBank genome assembly.
AUGGCAGAUAAACAAAGAGGUCGUCCGCCUAAAGGCAAUAAGGGUUUAUUUACAAAAGACUUACGAUUGUUAAUGUAUGGGUUUGGAGAUGAAUCCGACCCAGCACCUGAUACGGUGAACGUAAUGGAAGAACUUGUAAAUGAUUAUAUUACUGAAAUGUGUUUGAAAGCAUCAAAGGUAGCUAAAGAUCGUAAAGUUACUGUUGAUGAUUUUAAAUUCAUUUUAAGAAAUGAUCCAAAGAAACUUGCGCGCGUUGAAGAAUUACUAUUUAUGGAAAAAGAUAUUAAGACUGCAAGGAAAACUUUUGACGUCAAUGAAAUUGAAAAUUAA